Molecule: messenger RNA, 2794 nt
Organism: Phragmites australis (common reed)
Lineage: Eukaryota; Viridiplantae; Streptophyta; Magnoliopsida; Poales; Poaceae
Product: nuclear intron maturase 2, mitochondrial-like
Exons: 1
Coding region: 93-2321 (742 amino acids)
Biological process (GO): mRNA processing
Source: RefSeq, a predicted model, not a curated record
CGAUCCCUUACCCCACCCAGCCGCCAAACAAGGCCAAAACCCACCACGCCGACGGCCACCGCGAGGGUUUUAGCCUCUCGCUUCCGCUUCCGAUGCCGCCGCCUCGCCGCACGCUGCUCACCUCCCUCCUCCGCCUCCGCGCGUACUCCUCCGUUGCCUCUCACUACCCGCCCCCAACGACCCCUCCACCGCGCCGCCACCAGUUCGUGGCCGAUCCCAGCGCCGCAGCUUCUACAUCCACUAGCCGAGGCGGCAUCGGCAUCGGCGGCGGAGGCGGAGGCGGCGGGAACCCCUUGGACCCGACGCAGCUCCUCCGAGACGACCCGGUGGCCAUCACGGCGUCGCUGUGGGUCUCCUCCUUCCGCGCCGGGCCCGCCGCCGGCCCCGCGCCGCCGUUGGCGCCCUUCCUCUCGCGCCUCGAGCUGUGGGUGCUCGCCUACCAGAAGGCGUACGCUGACGAGACCGGCUCCUACCUGCCGCGCUCCUCCAUCCCGGCCUCCACGCUCGCCUCCCUCCUCGCGCUCCGCAACGCCGUCCUCGACUCCCGCUUCCGCUUCGGCAACCGCCUCACCCCCUUCCUCCAGUCCCCGCGCGCGUCCAACGCGCCGGACCCCGCCACCCUCUCCAAGCGCAAGCUCCGCGCCCUCCUCACCACCCCCGGCCCGCCUCCCUUCCAGGACCGCGUCGUGCAGGAGCUGCUGCUGCUCCUGCUCGAGCCCGUCUACGAGGCGAGAUUCUCGCAGAAGUCCUUUGCCUUCCGCCCUGGCCGGUCCCCGCACGCCGCGAUCCGCACCAUCCGCCGCAGCUUCGCGCCAUACCUCUGGUACAUCAAGGGCGACCUCUCCCCGCUCCUCCACUCGCCUGAUCCUGCGCUCGUGGUCGGUGCGCUCAUCCGUGAUGUGCGUGACAAGAAGGUUGUGGAUUUGAUUCGUUCGGCGCUGCUCACCCCAGUGGUGACCGCGAGGCCCGGCGAUGAUGCUGCGGCAAAGAAGAAGACGAAAAGGAAGUACCAGAAGAAGAAGGUGCUGCAAGAAGGGGAGCCAAAGCCUGACCCUUACUGGCUGCAGACGUUCUUUGGAUUUGCACCGGAGGAGGCACAAACCCAGCCUGAUUGGGGGUAUUGCGGGGUGCUGAGUCCGUUGCUUGCCAAUGUGUGCCUGGAUGAGCUUGAUAAGUGGAUGGAAGAGAAGAUUAAGGAGUUUUACAAGCCAUCCAAGUCGGAUGUUGUGGGAGGGGAGGAUGGUGUUGAGCAGGGGAACACAUCGUGGCCGGAGUUUGUUCCUACAAGUGGGCCUGACAAGACGAGGAAGGUGGACUACAUUCGGUACGGCGGGCACUUCUUGAUUGGUGUGAGGGGGCCAAGAGCCGAUGCAGCAGUGCUCCGUAAGCAGCUAGUUGAAUUUUGUGAUCAGCGGUUCAGGAUCAAACUUGAUAACGAGAGCCUCCCUAUUGAGCACAUCACUAAAGGGAUCAUGUUCCUUGAUCAUGUGCUGUGUCGUCGAGUUGUGUACCCAACGCUGCGUUACACAGCCACCGGAGGCAAGAUCAUAAGUGAGAAGGGAGUUGGUACACUGCUCUCGGUGACAGCUAGUCUGAAGCAGUGCAUCAAGCAGUUCCGGAAGCUCGAGUUUUUAAAAGGAGAUCGUGAACCAGACCCACAACCAUGCUUCCGUAUGUUCCAUGCCACACAAGCUCACACAAAUUCUCAGAUGAAUAAGCUUUUACUGACGAUGGCAGAGUGGUAUCGCUACACUGAUAACCGCAAGAAGGUGGUCAACUUCUGCUCUUACAUUAUAAGGGGGUCCUUGGCAAAGCUAUAUGCUGCCAAGUACAAACUGCGGUCCAGGGCAAAGGUCUAUAAGAUUGCAUCAAGGAACCUUAGUCGGCCAUUGAAGGAUAAGAAAGGGCAGUCUCCAGAAUACCACAAUUUGCUGAGAAUGGGCCUUGUAGACUCAAUUGAUGGUCUUCAGUAUACAAGGAUGUCGAUGGUUCCUGAUCCUGAUUACACACCGUUACCAAGUGGAUGGCGCCCAGACCAUGAGAAGAUUUUGCUGGAGUAUAUAAAGCUCACAGAUCAACAGACGCUCGAAGAGCAGCAAAGCUGCAUUAGGGAGGAGGGUCUUAUAACACCACAGGACUACAUUUCAAUGCUUGUGUGGGGCUACAAGAAAAAUGCAGUUUUACUACCUUCUUCAAAAGAUACUGUUGUUCAAGUGUCCACCGAAGACCUGGGUUCAGAUACAGAUACAGAUGAAUUGGACGAAAAAGAUCUAGGAAACGAGGGUCGUCAAGGUUUCCCAAAGGUUGCUGAAAUGUCAUGAGUACCGAUUAUUUCUGUAAACCUACCAAGGGGCCCUUGACAGGACGUUGGUGCCAAUGAAGUUGCACAAAAUCAACUCGCUAGCAUUUUGCUGGCUGUUUAGUAAUGGCCCAGGCAUAUGGCUGCUUACUGCUCAAGGAGAUGACAACAGCGCAGCUCCAUCUGUCAACAAUGUUUCUUCAUGCCAGGGCCAUGCUGGAUACUGGCCAUGGUGCCAAAACAUGAGCUUCAACCCAGCAUGGAAUUUCAGGGAACCAGUGAAGAUCCCAUUUCGAGUCAAACUGUGCAUCUGCAUGCAGAGCCAGCUGCUCAAAUAUCAGGCCUGAUACUUAGUAAUAUUACCAAGCCUAUUUAUACAUUUUGACAGUUACAUCGAAACACUUUGUGUACACAUUCUGUCCAGGCGUCCUGCUUGUGCAAACUGUCAUCUGUACAAUCUUUUAUCAGAAGCAGAGCUCCCAAAUUUUCUACAAA